AUGAAGAUACUUCAAUCAGGCCUAUCACAGCUACUGAAAAGCUUAAUCUCAAUACGAGGCCCCGACGCCACCAAAUUUCUCAAUGGGUUACUAACAUCCCGACUACUUCCCCAUGUCGUUAAAAAGAAACAACAUACCAUCAGUUCAGCUGAAUUCAAACAUGCUAAUCUUGAAUCGAUAAUUGAUCCAAUGACGAAUUAUGGAGUGAUGCAUGAAGAUAUCUAUGACCCUGAUUAUAAUAUUUUUAUAACUCGAGAAGGCAUCAAUUCAAUGAUUUUGAAUUCAAAGGGAAGAGUAGUUACUGAUUGUUUCUUGUAUUGUGAUCCAUUCCAUAAUGUCAAUAGUGGAUUUGAAAAAGAGUUGCAAUUACCAGGUUAUUUGUUAGAAAUUGACGAAGUCAGUUUGAAUAAAUUGAUGAUGAUGUUAAAGUUACACAAGUUGAGUGCAAAAGUAGACAUUAGACCGGAGAAGUCGCUCACUUCGUAUUAUUAUUAUAAUGACACGGUUGAAUUCGAUGCAUGGUUGGAAGAUAUUCAACAGAAAUACUUUCGCACGGUUGACCCAGUUGAUGCUUUACAAAAUGCCAAUUCAUUUAUUCAAAAUGAGGUGAUAUUCAAGCAAGAUUUUGCAUCGAAGAUUUUGGGUUUCGCUAUUGAUAAUAGGAUACCCAAUUUUGGAUUCAAGUUUGUUACUGACGUGAAAUUAAACAAUACAGCAGAUGUGAUAGAGAAGGUGUUCUCUCCUCAAUUUAUUCAACAAUUUGAAACCCCGCUAAUAUCAGAGUCCAAUGUAAUAGAUCGCCGAUUUCAAAAUGGUUUGUUUGAAGCUACUGAUGCACCCAGUGGCGAGUCACUACUACCAUUUGAAUGUAAUUUAGAUUAUACCAACGGGUUAUCAUUAGAUAAAGGGUGUUAUGUGGGUCAAGAGUUGACUAUACGGACAUACAAUAAUGGUAUCAUUAGAAAAAGGAUAUACCCAGUACAGUUUUUCACAAUUGAUGACAACAUAGUCGAGACGAUUAAACAAGCCCAGGAUGAUGAUGAUGUAGAAGUCGUAUUUCCUUCAACUUCAGUCGUAGAGCAAGUUCCAUCUUCAUCAUUAAGCAAAUUAGAAAUGACACCAAUGAUCGAGGAAAAUGUAAAGGAGGAUGAAGCACCUCAAACAGCACCUUCACCAUUUGGAUCAUCGUCCAAACCAGUGCGUAAACGGAAAAGUUCUAGUGGUAAAGUGUUGGCAGUUAAAGGCGAUGUGGGGCUUUGUUUAUUAACUAUGGCUGAUGUGUCAAAAUCACCAUUUUUUAAAGUAGAGAUACCAUCUUUUGAACAUGGAAAAAAACAAGUUGGAGCAAGGGUGGUCGUACCUGACUGGUGGCCAGAAUAA
Messenger RNA from Lodderomyces orthopsilosis Co 90-125, 1380 nucleotides. RefSeq lists its product as uncharacterized. The record is from RefSeq and is a predicted model, not a curated record. The transcript has a single exon. NCBI's taxonomy places the organism in Eukaryota, Fungi, Ascomycota, Pichiomycetes, Serinales, Debaryomycetaceae. The coding region runs from base 1 to 1380 and encodes 459 amino acids. Gene Ontology annotation, molecular function: protein binding. Gene Ontology annotation, cellular component: mitochondrial matrix.